This is a messenger RNA of Onychostoma macrolepis, 1499 nucleotides long. RefSeq names its product interferon alpha-inducible protein 27-like protein 2A. Gene Ontology annotation, cellular component: membrane; mitochondrion. Bases 121 to 420 code for a protein of 99 amino acids. The record is from RefSeq and is a predicted model, not a curated record. Gene Ontology annotation, biological process: apoptotic signaling pathway. NCBI's taxonomy places the organism in Eukaryota, Metazoa, Chordata, Actinopteri, Cypriniformes, Cyprinidae. The transcript has 4 exons.
UCCUUUCUCAAAAAGUAGCCGCCUACUGAGUUAUAAAGGCAAGAUCUCACAUGCAAGAGCUUCAGUACGUGCAAAGCAAGAUCAUCCUGAGUUUGCUUGUUUUAGUAAAGUCGAUUUAAAAUGGAUCCAAUUACACUUAUUGGAGCUGGUGUAGGAGCAGUCGCAACAGUCGUUGCAGCUCCUGCUGUUCUAGCAGCGGCAGGUUUCACCGCAGGUGGAAUUGCUGCAGGUUCUGUGGCCUCCUCUUUGAUGUCAGCUGCUGCUGUUGCUAACGGAGGAGGGGUUGCAGCUGGAUCCGUGGUGGCAGCUCUUCAAGCCGCUGGUGCUGCUGGAAUCCCUUUGGCAGGUCAAGCCAUCGCAGGGGUUGUGGGAGCCGCUGUGGGUGCUGCUGCCAGCGUGGCUAGCAACUGUACUGUGUAACUAGUUCAUUUUAUUGUAUCAGUGCUAUAUAUCUAUCUCUAUUUCUCUAUAUCAACGUCACUUAGAAUGUUUUGCUGUAUCAGUAGCUCUAGGUUUAGGUGUGUAUGAGUCAUACACACCUGCAUUAAGGGUGCUGUUAGCAUUGACAAUAGAAGAAUAAUAAAAAAAAACAUAUUAACUCUCUCUGUCAUUUCUCUAGCUAUCAUAAACCAAUUUUGUGUAAUUCACUGUUAUAUGAGUUACUCUAACUGUCAUUAGGGAGUUUUGCUGAAUAAUGAAAAGGGUUUCUCCGAUUUCCGCACAAGAGGAACAUUUUGGAACCAUAGGCACUAUUUUUCAUGUGGUCAGCAAACUUAUAUAAGCUAUAAGAGAGGUUCUCCGAAUGGGUUCUCCACCACGUGUUUCCUACAGGGUAUGGCUUUCCAAAGGUUUAAAAGGCUUUUGCAAGCACCUUGCACCAAGCACCUUUUGUUUUAAAUGAAAGCUUUGUCUAUCUGUAUAUCUGUCUCACUAAAUUACAGGGUUCUUCUAUGUAACAUCACAAUUACAAAUCAAUAAGUGAUGUUAAAUGGGUCUCUAACUUUUCAAUAUUUUUUAACCUUAUUUCUGACUCAUAUUUAGUUAUUAACCAAAAUAGUGUGUUUUCAAGUGUCUGCAAUAGAAUAUGCACAUUUUUAUAUAAGCAUGGCUUUAUUCACAUUACUGACAGAUUUUGAUAACUGAAUGGAUGAUUUUGCGUGUAAUGGCUCACAUGAUGACAGAAUGUUUAGAGGUUGUGAAGAACAUGAUUUCACUGAGAAUCAGUUAGUUUGGAUGGGUAAGCUAUAUGUGCAUUUAGCUAUGCAAAUAGUAGAAAAUUGUACUUGCAUGUGUCAAAACACAUGCAAUUUACUUGAAUAAGAAUUUCAAAUCUCAAUUUCAAAACAAAACAAAUUGUUAAAAUUAUUGAGAAAAAUAAUCUAAUUUGAGAAUUGAGCCAAAGUGAUUAAGGAAUUUAUGUUUACAGGUUUGUUCAGUAUAUGUAACUGGUUCAAAUCUGUACUUUUUCCGGUUUAUCAAAUAAAUCAUACUUUUCAUUA